CGCGUUCGGCUCGAAGACUUGCCUCCCGACCAUUGGCUCUUCCUCACGCCUGACGAAUGCAGAGACCUGGACGCCAUGCCUGCGGUGACUUUCUGCGAGGCCGACGGCUCCACGCGCACCGUCGAGACCAAAAGCAUCCGCAGCUAUGUCUCCAUCGGCGCCUCCGCGAGGCUGCACCUGCACCCGGAGCUCACGCGCACCAUGCCGGACGGUGGCCACGAGACGUUUCUAUGCGAGAGUUGCGCGCGGCCGCUGUCGGAUCCGGCGGCCGCUCCGCCUUCGCGACCCUUGGCUUCGGGACGGGAUUUCGGGCUGCUUUCUCGAAUCGGGCUCGAAACUCCUUCCGAGGCUGAAGCCCUUGCCCUCGCAGACGUGCGCCUCUACAGCCUCGUGGCCAAAAUAUAUGUCCCUGGACAGCGCUCCAGCGCAGCAUCUAGGUCUGUCCUCAAGGGCCACAUGAUCGCAUUCGUCCACGACGGGCCCACCGCCAUCGAAGCCCAGUUCAACGCCGCCCGACUCCGCAACGUACUGGAGCACAUCCAGGUGGUCUACGUCGGCAACACCGACCGAGUCACCAACCUCGAACGCCACGCUCUUUCCAUGAAGAGCGUGCAGAUGCGACCCCAUGUACUCUACAACCACCUCUCGCUACGCCGCGCCCUCGGACACGUGGCCUCCACAGACGCAUCCCCUCCGAUUGCGCACGUCGCAGCCUUGCUGGCUGACUGGUCUGCUUCUCUGUCAGCUCGCUCCCGUCACGCGGACACAGACGACGUAGAAGAGGCCAGCCGGCCAUCGGAUAUCGCCAACGUCAGGGACGUCGCCAUGGACGACCUCCACCAGGCGCAGAUUCAGUGGAAUCGCGAUCCACAGGAUACCGUCCUCGGACAACCUACCGAGCCCCAGGGCGACAUUCACGCAGAGCCCACGCUGUCCUUGGACCCAGUUGGCGUCUUCUUGCAAUCCAGCGACGCCGUGGCUGGCAGUAUCUUUGAUGGUCUCGUAGACACCCUUCGAGCGUCCAGCCGCGCCGACCCCGAAGACAUCCACGACGAACGCCAAGAGCAACUGGAUGCCACCCCUGCUGGCCCACCCUUUCACGCCUCCGCCUGUGGCCCGCCACCCGCGAAGUGCCGACGACUGAAGCGCCCCAUGAACGAGUUCACCAACAACGCCGACUUGCUGUACGGCGCCUUCUGGUUCCUCUUUCCGUUGCGGGCCGGCUUGGUUUCCCAGGGCCCCUUGAGCAUACACGAGUCCAGACACAUACUCACCCAGUUCCACAACGGCUUCGCCCAUUGCCACAAUUUCAUAUUCCUGCUUGCGAACCAAAUACAACGCCACGCUGCUGCCAGGGGGGUCGCUCUGCGCGUGAAGACGGACCCUUUCAGCUUCAAAGCCUUCGCAGACAUGGUCGCCGACAAAGAUGUCUACCUCGACCGACUGGACCGCGCGAAGGCAGAUCCCACCAGCACAGAGGCCCGGGCGCUACAAAAGCAAGUGCUCCGGUUCGUGACGUCAUCUGGUAAGACCAUCCCCUGGAGCGGUGAGGAAAGAGCUUCUGAAACCACCAAGCUCUACGAUUUACAGAGGAGGUUCGGCCCCUUCAGCUCCUUCCUGACCGUGGCCCCGGACGACGUGCACCAGCCUACCUCUAUCCGCUUGUCUUAUCGGCACGCGGGAGACCCGUGCGGCCAGCCGCACCAAUGGCCCGCCGACGAAGCUGGCCUACUGCGCGUCCUUCGCAAACAGGGCAACGAGGAGGACGUCUCCGCGUUCUCCGAGAAGUCCGCGCCGCACUGCGCGGACGAGUCGUACACGUUCUCCAUGGGCGAGGCAUUCCUGCAGCGCUUGGCGACUCUGAAUCCCGUGGCAACCACGUUGCUGUGGGAACAGAUGGCGGAGGCUAUCUUCACGGAGCUCGUGGGCAUGCCGCAGCACCACAAACGGAGGAAGUCGCAGCUCAUCGACGAGAACAUCCCCCACCGUGGCAUCUUCGGAACCCCAUGGGCCUGGCAUUUCGUGACCGAAACAAACGGCCGCAAGUCCUUCCACUUCCACUCCGGUGUCAUCGCAGGGGCCUCUCCUACAUUGUUGGCCGACGUGGCUGGGUACCCACGCUUGGAGGCCGCUGUGCACGCAGCCCUGGACUCGAUGUAUACGGCCCACGUGCCAGCCGACUUGCACGCCAUCGACGUGGCCCGCCGGACGUUGCGUAUACCAGCGGAGCGUCAGGCUUUCUUCCAGACCACCGACACGCCCACCCCAGAAGCCGUCCGAGAGUUUCACAUAGAUGCCGCCAUCACAGCUCUUACCACUGGACUACAUACACACGCGGCCACCUGCCACAAAGGCAAAAAUGGCAAGCUCGGGUGCCGCAUGGCGAAACCCUCUGGACACCCCGUCCCCCAGUCUCGCGUCCUCGCAAUCCUGCCCGACGAACCCGCGCAGGGCACCGUGGACUGGUCUUGCAAGUACUGCACCCCAGGAUACGACCCGAAACAACGACCAGCGACUGCACUUUGGGCUCGCAGGCCUCGCCCUGGUGAUGGGGCUGCCAACGUCGUCCUCUCCUACGAGCACGCUCGCCCACACGUGGAACCCGAUUCAGGCCGGUUGCGCGACAUCAUGAACAUGCCCCGCGCCGAUUUGGAGUCACUGGAUCCCUCUGCAGCGCACGGGAUGUUCCGAGACGUGUGCCGCGAACUCAGCAGCCUUUUGUCCAGACCUACUCAAGGCCGCAACCUGAACGACUGCCUGAAUUCAUGUAGUCAAAACGACGCUCGUGCCAUCCUUCUCGCUUGGCACGGCAUGCGAUGCCGAAAUGCGGCCCUCGUGGAGUUCAGCCCCACCCUCUCGGGAUGCAUCCGGAGCAACACCGCACCUCUGCACCUCGGUGCCGGGGAGGCUGCGAAGGGAGCCGGCAUGUACAUGGUGAAGUACCUCGUUAAAGAGGCUUACGAUCUGGCAGCCUCGUUAUCCGUAUUGGCGGACGCUCGUCGUCACAUUGACCUCUACCCGUCCUCGGCUGACGACGCAGGCACCGCAGCACGGUGCACUCGCCACUUCCUACAACGAGUUCUCAAUUCCAGUGCCGCCGUGCUUGCCCCGACACAGGCGGCUGCGAUCGCUCUCGGCGUCGCGUCAAGCGGACAUUCUCACACAUGCGUCAAUGCCUACGUGUGGGACGCCGUCCACCUCAGACGUCUAUUGCCCACCGGGGUCUCCCUGCUGUCAUCUUCGUCCUCCGACAACCCUCCGCCCGCCCCCGAUCCGCCCGACAGCGAGGAUUCGCCCUUGGGCCAACGCGAUGCCGACGCAUGCACUGGCGACCCUGACGACGUCGACGCGGCAGACGAAUGCGACCAUCCACGCCGAGGCACCUGCAGCAUCUACACCACUUCAGACGGAACGCCGAUUGCAUUAUCGCAGGCUGACCACUACGCGCACCGGUCCCAACAACUCGCCGACCUCACUUUCGACGAGCUCGUCAUGGGGAUGCGCAUCUAG
This is a messenger RNA of Prorocentrum cordatum, 3510 nucleotides long. The record is from the annotation of a GenBank genome assembly. NCBI's taxonomy places the organism in Eukaryota, Dinophyceae, Prorocentrales, Prorocentraceae.